Messenger RNA from Fusarium redolens, 2313 nucleotides. RefSeq names its product heterokaryon incompatibility protein-domain-containing protein. The record is from RefSeq and is a predicted model, not a curated record. Bases 82 to 2313 code for a protein of 743 amino acids. Lineage: Eukaryota; Fungi; Ascomycota; Sordariomycetes; Hypocreales; Nectriaceae. The transcript has 3 exons.
CAUCCCCGCGUCUUAUCUUACGGCGCGAUAAAUACAGCGCGCCGAAGCCUACGAUCUUCUCUGCUGUGUCCACGACGCGUGAUGCCUUCAAAGCUCUGUGCGCCAUGUCGAGAAGCUUUUCUCUCCAACGAACCAACACGUCUGCAUCGAGACUCUACCAUCAGCUGCACUCCCUUCCACGAAGCGCCAUGGAAAGCCUUCCAGAAGGAUAGAGACUCAUCUCGAGACGUAACCGAGUCCGUGAAGGAUUGCGACUUUUGCUCCUUCGUUGUCGCGUUUGCAGCAGCGGACCAAGCCCUUGGCGAACAUGGGAAUGGAUCCUUCGCUGAUUUUGACAGCAAAGCGUCUCGAAGGUCACAGGGCGAGCCAUUGCUAGCUCUGUGGAAGUAUCAUAUGUAUACAUAUGAGGGCCACCUUUCAGCGGAUCUCGGUCUUAGAAGGCAUAAUCUUCGCUAUGUUGAUGGGUUUGAUAUACGGCUCUUUGGGACAGCAGAUCCUCGUGUGAAGUGUCACAGGCCCAUCGAAAAGACAACAACGAGUACAUCCAGUGAGGCCAGUUUCGAGUGCUUGUCCAAAUGGAUCAAGAAUUGUUUGGACAAUCAUGAAUCAUGCAACAAACUACAUGCUCGCUCUGGUGAGAACAAGGGUUGGCUUCCAGCUCGACUCGUCAAGAUUAUCUCAAAUGCAGAUGGCGUGCCUGAGAUUAUCAAAGUGGUAGAAACGAACACAUGCGACUGCCCUCCUCCCAACAUAGAGUAUGCUACCCUGAGCUACUGUUGGGGAAGGCAAGCUUUCACCAAACUACUCAGAUCCAAUAUCGACAGCAUGACAACUACUGGGAUGCCUGUUAGAGACCUUCCUGCCACGUUCCAGGAUGCGAUCACUGUUACAACUCGUCUUGGUCUGGAGUAUAUCUGGAUUGACGCCCUUUGCAUUAUUCAACUCGAUGCAGAAGACUGGAGCUUGCACUCGGUGACAAUGGCCAAGGUUUACUCAUACUCAACAAUCACACUUGCAGCAGCAGCAUCAUCAGACGCACAUGGGGGACUCUUUCGCGAACGCAACCCUACAGCCAUCAAUGGUGCCAAGAUCAAUCUCAAAUGGCCCUCACACGAGUUUGAAGGAGAAUUUUAUGUGGUACCGACAGAUCCCUGGGAGAAAGCAGUCGCAAAGUCACCACUGUUGAAGCGCGCAUGGGUAUUCCAAGAACGGCUUCUAUCACGAGGAACCGUCUACUUCGCUCACGAUAUGCUUUACUGGGAAUGCGGCGAGCUCUAUGCUUCGGGCUUUAUCCUGAGGGAGGGCCUUGGGAUCUGCAGUACCGAUACAAGAGAUACGACGUUGCUGACAGGCUUCCCUCUGCAUGUAUACACGGAACUUCUCACGCGGGAGCUUAACGCAGAGGAGACGGUCACGGAUGAAGAGAUGUUUCUCUACGUAUGGGCUUCAGUGGUAGCUCAGUACAGCGUCGGCAAGCUGUCGAAAGAAACAGAUAAGCUCAUCGCCAUUGAUGGUGUAGCUGAGCAGUUGACGAGUAUUGUACCAAGAGAACAAUAUCUCAACGGACUCUGGAGACAGGAUAGUCUCCCGCUUUCUCUACUAUGGUGCACCGAAACGGAAGAGACACCGCCUAGCAUUCGCGUCGCGCCAAGUUGGUCUUGGGCAUUUGUUUAUACGCCAGUUGAGUUCAACUUCUUGUUCCGAGCGCAGACUGAGCCUAAGGUUGUCACGAAAGUCAUCGACAUCAUCACGCCCGGCUAUAAGCCAGAAAGUCUCGAGAUAUCGCGUCCUACGGCACUUGUUCUUCAGGGACCUCUUACUGAAGUGCGCUUUCGAUCUACUUCGCGCAACGCACUAGGACCCUUGCAUUCAAACUGGUGGAAGAGCCACAACACGAUGAGAAAUCGCAUCAAGUUCUUACAACCAAUUGACUUGGCGCCCAGACUUGUAUUCAGGGGCAAAGGCUUGAAAGCAGAUUAUCCAUGUGCUAUCUGGUUAGAUAGGGAAGUGCCCAAGGAUACUCGAAUCUUCGCGCUCAAGAUUGCGGAAGCGGAUAUUAGACAUCCUUGGCAGGAGAGAUUACCAUCUGAGUGCGGCUUGUUGUUAGUCACUGGUCAAGAGCGAGGAACGUUUACUAGAAUUGGCAUGUUUGAGAUUGCUGUUGAUAAAAUGAAGAGGGACUGGGCAGACCAGAAGACAUCGUUCACGUCGAUAUCCAAGUUGAGAGAAGGAAUAUGGGGUGAUUCAGGUAUAGAAGAAAGGUUUUAUCUGGAGAAGGAUGAGACAGACAGAUAUACGAUUAAGGUAGUCUGA